ACUCACACAAGGUGCGGUCAGUUCAAAACUGUCCAAAAAAUCGUCUGGCGGCUACUUCCUAUAUCUGGAAACAGUUUAAGUUAUCUCUACAGAGUACUCAACAAGUUUCCGAUUCCUAGUGGGGUUUUUGUGUUACUCCCAACCUUUCCAGAAAUAUGGAAUUGCUUCAUAAAGAUCUAGUCACUUUGAUAUAAUUCUUUAGCAGCCAGCAAAUGUCUGGGUUACCGAACCUCACACCAAUAAGUUCAUAUCCAAGUCGUUUUCCAUUUAAUUCUGUUAGUCUGACCGAAGUUCCCGACAGUGCAGAAAUAUGUUUGUGUUGCGCUUUCUUACCUUGAAAGUGGAGAAGGUCGCACCUCAAAUAACAGAAGUUUCUGAAGCUCAGAACAUAACGGUUGUGUCACGUUUAUCUCCCUAUAAAGGGAUUCAGUACACUCGCCCAACUCAUAACUUUAUUACUACCCCUCCUCGAGAUUCGGUUGUUUCUACUGGCUCUGUUGUUGUGAUUCGACCAAUUGGCAAUGCUUCCACUCCAAUAAAUGUAACUACUGCAGCUUCUUCAACAGGUCUAAAAAUCACUCCUAUUGUUCCCUUAAAAAUAUCCUCGAUUGAAUCCACAUCAAAUGUAUCUCGUUCAAAUUCUAUACCAACUCAAAUACGAAAUACUGUGGUGUCAUCCUCUGCAAGGGCGAGCAACCUCAUUACUCAUUCUGUUCGUCCUCAAAAUGUUCAGUCAGGAAGUACUGCACUUAAUGAUGUCUCUGAGAAACUCAAAACCAUUGAUGAGAAACAAACGUCUCAACGUAAUGUUAUCAGAGAGAUGCAGGUUAGAGUUCCAAACAAGAAGGACAAAAGAUUUAGUGUAUUGCGUUUCCAUGCAGCUGACAGGCUUGAUUUAUCAUCAGCCCCUGAAGUUUUUAUGCAACGUGAAAAUAAUCUUAAGGCUUAUCGGAGUUUAUACAAUACAACCGAAAUGCCAGACACUGGUGCUGGUAGUGAAUUCGGUCGCGAAGCUAAAGAAGAGGCAAGAUUAAAAAAAUUUGGUGUUGUACGAGAAAGCUAUAAGCCAGAUGAUCAACCUUGGCUAAUGACGGUUGGAAAAGGCAAGGCUAAUCGCCGUCGUUUUAGAGGAGUUCGAGAAGGUAGUGUGUCAGAGAAUGUCGAAUAUUUUGUAUUUUGCCAGUGCAAAGAUGGUAAUUUCGAUGCUUAUCCGGUAAAUGCUUGGUACAAGAUGAAACCGGAAAUAAGUUAUCGUUUUCUUCGAGAAGAUGAAGCUGAAGCAGAAUAUAGCCGCCUACACAAAACCCUCAACUUAUUUAACGUUAUGGUUAAACGGAAACUCACCGAUAACGUUAGCGACGAUGAAACAAACAUGGAUCGAGAAAUUUCGAAGGGAUUAAAGUUUCUAACUUCCCUCGGAGACUCCAAUUCAAAUCAGCGAAAUUCAACAGAAGUAAAAACUAAGGAUCUGAAGCCUGAAAACACUUUAAAGCUUACUGAUUUGGAAGAAUUGGACAGUGGUAGUGAGGCUGAUGAUGACGAUGAUGAAGAUGAUCUGGGUGAUGAUAAUCGCUUGAAAAAUCCGAACGCCGAUCCACUCAAAGCAGAAGAAGGUCCAAGUUCUAGUAAAGGGAAAGGUCUCUUGUUUGAAGAUCCUGAUGAUCGUAAUAAAGGUGGAUCUAAAGGUGGUUUACUAAAGACGUCCGAACGCACUCGCCUUGCUAAAAAGAAGCAGCGUGCAGCUGCUAUUGUUACAAAAAUGAGACGUGGUGUUAAAAGGCGUAAACGAAAACCUAUUAAUAUGGGCUCCUCCGAUGAAGAAGAUGAUCCAGACGAAGAAGCACAAGAUGAGAGUGAAUUAGACGAUCACGAAGGAGAUGAGGUAGAUUACAUGACUAAUUCAUCAUCAGAUGAAGAGAAAUUAUCUAGUGAAGAACGCGAGAAAAUAUAUGAAGAAACUGGUGUUGAUGAGGAAGUCGCCCUGAAAACUCUACUUACUGACAUCAGUAGUGAAGAAGAGGAAAAGUCUGAAGAUGACAUGCAAGACGUAGAGGAAAAUCCACCUGUUGAUGAUGAGGAUAAUAUCUUUUCUAAGAGACGUAGUGAAAUAGAUGAUAUGACAAAACCUCAAAGAAAUAAUUUCCAAAAGGGUACAAAACAUUCAAUAUCCAUUCAUAAAUCAGAUGAUAGAUUAGAGGCCACUGCAAAAUCUCAUCGUAGUCAUAAAAAGCGUCAAGACAACGACAAUGACAGUGGAUCAUCAUCAAGUUCGAGUUCUUCAUCGGCUGAUGAUUCUUCUACAUAUUCUUCAUCUGAUUCCGACCUUGACAACCGGCUUAAAUCAAUACAGAAAAAUGCGAAAAAAGCUGAAGUGUUGCAAAAACUCUCAGAAACCAUUCAUGCACCUUCACUUUCAUCUGGAAUUAAUAGUGGUAGCAGUCCAAUUGACAAUCAACCAGUAAGCUGUGGCAAUAAUUCAAAUUUAAAACGUUUACCUACUGAUUUAUCUGCAUCUGUUAAUUCAGACACCUCAGCAGAUUCACCCGCUGCAAAAAAAUCGCGAAAUGACACACCAUCUGGUACAUCAACAAUUUCAACUGACAAUGAAUUAGUAAAUACUGUACGUAAAUACUUAAUGAGAAAGCCUAUAACAGUUCGAGAAUUAUUAAAGAAAAUUCGUCUACGUAAAUUGGUUGGUAAAAAUGAAGAUGCACAAACAGUAUUGGCUAAUGUAUUACGUCAGCUGAGACCUAUCAAACAGACAAUUAAUGGACAACACGCUUUAUCUUUAAAACAUUAAUUGUCUGAAAUAAAAGUUCUAUUUUUAAAAAAAUUGCAUGUAUAGACAUUGCUUCUUCUUUUCCUGGUUAUAUUUAUAUAUUUUUUAAUAAUGAAAAGAAAUAUAUGUAUAUUUGUACACAAGAAAUGUACAUGUAUUUUUAAUAAUUUAUUUGAACAUAUUCAUUGUGUAUUCUUUAACAAAACAUUUUUUGGAAUAGUCGUCUUUCUCUACAAAUUACUUAUAGUUUGUGUUUGAAGUUUGCCUGGCUAUAAUGUGUGUUUGACUGCACUUUUAGUAUGAAGUCAUACGUUUGUCUUAACUGGUGCGAAUAUAUUUCGAGUUGAGUGGGUAAUUUCUUUUAAUAGUCACUUAAAGUACAAUACUCUUUCCGUAGGUUACUAGCGUUUUAUCAUAGAUGUCCUGGGAUCAUUGCCCGCUUGUGGUGAGACAACUGAGUAUGCAAUGUUGAGGUUGGACACAUGGUUCUAGGUAAGAAUGACGAGUCGGUUUACGAGGUAGUUAUUUGUUAUUGAUUGAGUAGAUAGGAGAAUGUGUUAGGGUACGGCCAAACGAAAACAUGGCAUUGACAGUUGAACUGAGCUGUGUAGGUAGGUGCAGUCUAUUUUGCUAUAAUCGGCGCAUUAUCCUAGAUCAGCGGUUAGAGACGCUGGAUUAUAUGUCUCGGGACCAUUCAUUCUUUUUUCUUUCACUAGGUCUUGGGUUUUACUAUUAUACACUUUGUCGGGCUGGAGUUAUUUUCAGCAAAUUAUAUUGGGAAAUUCUCGUUAUGACCUGCUAAGUUUUUAAAAAUCAGGACUUUUGUUGCAUCAUCUACGACACUUAAUUGAUGUACUUUGAUUAUAUCUGAAUUGGGAUGUAACAAAGCUUGUUUUAUAAUUAGAAAACAGACUACAAACUAGAUAACGUCCUUCUGUGUUCAGCCGUUUCAUAAGAUGUUUUUCAUGCUACUUAUUAUUACCGAGUAGUGUAAAUAUUGUUUGUG
Schistosoma guineensis is the source of this 3785-nucleotide messenger RNA. The record is from the annotation of a GenBank genome assembly. Lineage: Eukaryota; Metazoa; Platyhelminthes; Trematoda; Strigeidida; Schistosomatidae.